GCGAGGAUGGAGGGUAACAGAUGCACGCAGGUAAGUUCGGAUGUCGGGGUCUCGUCCUCUGAACAUCCGCACAGGGCAGCUCUGAUACUGGCGCGCGGCGGCAGCAAAGGAAUCCCGCUGAAGAACAUCAAGAAUCUGGCCGGUGUUCCACUCAUCGGAUGGGUUCUGAGAGCUGCCUUGGAUUCAGAAGCACUUGACAGCGUGUGGGUGUCCACCGAUCACGAUGAGAUUGAGCGGGUCGCUCAUAUCUGGGGUGCAAAAAUUCACCGACGCAGUCUUGAAGUUUCCAAAGAUUCCUCCAGCUCUCUGGAGACCAUCCAGGAGUUCAUCCGACUGAGACCUGAGGUGGACAUUGUCUGUCAUAUCCAGGCUACGUCUCCAUGCUUGCACCCUUAUCACAUCAGAGAAGCCCUACAGAUGAUCACGGAACAUGGUUAUGACUAUGUGUUUUCAGUGGUGCGCAGACACCAGUUUCGCUGGGAGGAGGGGAACAAGGAAGAGGGUAAGAAUACCACCCCUCUGAACAUUGAUCCAGCAUGCAGACCUCGACGCCAAGACUGGCCUGGGGAACUCUACGAAAAUGGCUCUUUCUACUUCAGUAAGAGGGAAAUCUUGGAAAAUGGAAUGCAAAAGUUGGGAAAGGCCGGCUACUAUGAAAUGCUGCCUGAACACAGCGUUGAUAUCGAUGUGGAUAUAGACUGGCCUGUCGCUGAGCAGAGAGUUCUGAGGUUUGGUUAUUUUGGUCGAGAGAUUACACCUGAGAUCAGUCUGUUUCUGUGUAAUGUGUCUGGCUGUUUGACAAAUGGUCAGAUAUACACAUCGGUUUCAGGACAGGAGAUUGUCGCCAUCAAUGCUCGAGAUCUCACAGGCAUACAGAUGCUGCGGAGGCAAGAUAUAGAGGUGAUCCUUGUAUCCAAUAUUGAGGACCCAGUACCCAGGGCUCUACUGGAGAAGAUUGCCCAGCAGACUGGCUGUUGCUUCAAGUUUGGGAUGAAGCAGAAAGUGCUUGAAGUGGAGCAUCUGAUGAAAAAAAAGAAACUGCGGUGGGAAGAGGUGGCCUUCAUGGGUGCAGAAUCUGAAGAUGUAGAGGUCCUGUCACUGGUGGGACUGAACGCAGUUCCCUGUGAUGCACCUGUGACAAGUCUAAUUGCUGCUAAAUACACCUGUCAAAGGUCAGCAGGUUACGGAGCAGUUCGUGAGUUUGCGGAGUACAUUCUGCAAUUAAAGAAGAAGACAAUGUGCCAGAAGGACCAGGAUCGUAUUGACAGGAAUAAUUUCUAGAACAUUUGCAGCUUCCAGUUUCCUUUAUUCUUUUUUUUGUUUAUGUAUUUUAAUCAGUUUGAAUUACUUAUAUUUUAAAUGUUUUACAAAAACUGAAAAAAAUGCUGCAGAUAUUUCGGUUCAAGCUUAAUCAUGGCAACAACUCAAUGAAAAAAGACAAAAGACACAUUUAUUUUUAAUAAUUAACGGAUAAACAAUUAUUUUGCCACUGUAAAAGAAGGCUGCUACUGUAGGCUGUAUCAUGAUCCAUUGCCGAGCAUCAUAACAAGAGCUUAAGAUCACAUUACAACAGCUUAGAACGUGGCUCGUCCAAUCACAAUUUAGAGUUGGAACUAUCUGU
Messenger RNA from Xyrauchen texanus (razorback sucker), 1621 nucleotides. It is a transcript of the gene cmasb, whose product is annotated as cytidine monophosphate N-acetylneuraminic acid synthetase b. Lineage: Eukaryota; Metazoa; Chordata; Actinopteri; Cypriniformes; Catostomidae. Gene Ontology annotation, molecular function: N-acylneuraminate cytidylyltransferase activity. The record is from RefSeq and is a predicted model, not a curated record. Bases 7 to 1281 code for a protein of 424 amino acids. The transcript is spliced from 8 exons.